Molecule: messenger RNA, 318 nt
Organism: Camelina sativa (false flax)
Lineage: Eukaryota; Viridiplantae; Streptophyta; Magnoliopsida; Brassicales; Brassicaceae
Source: RefSeq, a predicted model, not a curated record
AUGACUGUUGUUUGGGUUCAAACAAAACUGAAACUGAAUGAAACCAAAGAGAAAGCGUUUGAAUACGUAAACCAGCUUUGUGAGAGCCUUCCAAGUCCCGCAGGUGAAUCAAUUAUCGACUGCAAGAACAUCGAAAACAUGCCAAAUGUUACAUUCACAAUUGGAGGCUAUGCUGAGAUGUGCAUAAGCGGGUUUUCGGCUUACGAUUUGCCUCCACCGACUGGUCCUCUCUGGAUUAUUGGGGAUGUCUUUAUGGGAGCCUACCACACCGUAUUUGAUUCAGAAAAUCUUCAAAUCGGAAUCGCAGAAGCUACAUAA